AUGACCUCAAGAAUAUGGAUUUCUAAUUCAAAGACAGUGAUGGAAUGCAUUCCUAUUGAAGCUAGAGCAGCAAAAAUAAACAUAAACAUGGAGAACUUACCUACAGUGAAAACACUGGGCGUAUCUUGGGAAGCAGCCGAAGAUAUGUUUACAUUUAGUUACACUCUACCAUCAGAACCAGUUACGAAUAAACGACUGCUCUUAAAGUACAUCUCAAAACUCUUCGAUCCACUUGGAUUCUUGUCUCCUUUUGUUAUUCGAGCAAAAAUAUUAUUUCAAGAACUAUGGACGUCAGGAGAAGAUUGGAAUGAAACGCUACCAGAUAAAAUAAAACAAAAAUCGGAUAUCUGGUUUAACAAACUGACAAGUAUUCACCAAUGUAAAAUACCACGUUGUUUACGUAUCAAAAACAAUGAUAAAAUCAUUUAUUCAAUUCUUCACGUACUUGUCGAAGCUUCACAAACUGCUUUUGGAACAGUAUGUUAUUUACUUCAUGGUUAUGAAUUUGGUGGAACGUCAAGUUCUUUUGUUUCGUCAAAAACUCGUUUCGCUCCAUUAAAUUCAAUUAGCAUUCCCAGAUUGGAGUUAAUGAGUGCAGUAUUAGAAUUAAAGCUUGCGCUCUCCGUCGUAGAAGCUUUGCCUUGCACAAUAAAAAUGGAGAAUGUUAUUUUCUGGUCGGAUAGCUUGAAUACCUUAUCCUGGAUUAAAAAUCCAAGUAGAAGAAUUAAGACCUUCGUUGCAAACAGAGUUGGAGAAAUCCAGUCUCAUUCAAAUUCAAAACAAUGGCGUUACGUACCAACAGGAAAAAACCCUGCGGAUUUGUCAUCUAGAGAAGUAAAUAUAAACAACUUUCAAAAAAGUAACUUGUGGUGGACUGGGCCUGAUUUCAUCCAACAAGAGGAAUCCCAAUGGCCAACCAAGGUAUUGAAAGAUAUCGAAGAUAAAUUAAUUCUAGAAGUAAAGAACACUUAUACUUUGAUGGCUAUUAAAUCCGAAGAAAAUGGCGAUGACUGGCGAUUGGAACCAACCCGCUACUCUAGUUGGAGAAGGUUAACACGAGUUUUAGCCUGGGUACGAAGGUUCCAACAUAACUGUUUUAAAAAAUGUUUAUCAUCAGGAACACUCUCAACUGAGGAAAUUAACGAUGCAGAAACAGAAUUAAUUAGCAGAACAGCAUAUAUGUGGUGUAACGAAGCAGAACAGCAUAUAUGUGGUGUAAAUCACAUCUUGGCGGAGUUGUCUACAAAGUAUUGGGUAGUAUCUGGAAGAGAAGAGAUAAAAAAAUGGAAAGCAGAGUGUGCAGAAUGCAAACGAAGAAAAGCAAAGUUAGCAACGCAGAUUAUAGCAUCAUUACCAACGAAACGUUUGCAGUUUAGUAUGAAAGCCUUUGAAAGGAUGAGCAGUCGAAGAGGAACGCCAAAAGAAAUGAUAUCGGACAAUGGAGGCAACUUUGUAUUAGCAAACAAAAAGCUGCGAAGUUUCACUGAUGACGAAAAGAAAAGAAUAAACGAGGCAACAAGCCAUGUUGGUAUUAAAUGGCAUUUUAAUCCAACUGCAGCUCCUCAUUUCAGAGGAGUUCAUGAGAUCAAGAUAAAACCCGCAAAACGAGCAAUUUAUUCCCAACUGGGAAAUGCGGAUAUUACUGACGAAGAACUUAUUAGAGCGUUUGCUGGGGCAAAAGAACUUAUAAACUCACGACCAUUAAGUUAUCAAUCGAGUGAUCCUAAAGACUGCUCACCCCUUAGACCAAAUCAUUUUUUAUUUGGACAAUUAGGUGGUAAGUUCGCCGCUGAUGCAGUGGAUACUACUUCAUUCAACCCGAAAAGAAGAUGGCGACGAGUCCAAGAAUAA
Messenger RNA from Hydra vulgaris (swiftwater hydra), 1851 nucleotides. RefSeq lists its product as uncharacterized. Gene Ontology annotation, molecular function: nucleic acid binding. NCBI's taxonomy places the organism in Eukaryota, Metazoa, Cnidaria, Hydrozoa, Anthoathecata, Hydridae. Gene Ontology annotation, biological process: DNA integration. The record is from RefSeq and is a predicted model, not a curated record.